AUGCUCAGCAAGCUCAUCGCAAUUGCCUCUAUUUCUUCUCUUGCCAGAGCCCAUUAUUUUUUGCAAAGCCCUCCAAGCAUCGGUUUUGACGAUGUUAAACUGACCGAAACUCCCUGUGGUGGUUUCGACGCUACCGAUCGCAGUGGUGGUGUUACUGAGUGGCCAGUCAGCGGGUUUCCCUUCAGCGUCAUCACAACCCAUUUAGAUGUCAUAUGGACUUUUAAAGCCGCGCUUCUUAGCGACGUAUCAAAUUUCAUUGAUAUAUACCCGAAUGUUCGCCAGACAGGCAUCUCAGAGUUUUGCUUACCCGCACUUCCCGGCAUCGAAGCGUGGAUCGGACAGGAUGCAGUGUUUCAAGUGGUGCAACAGGCUCCAGAUGGAUAUCUUUAUCAGUGCUCUGCCAUCAAGUUUGUUUCCGGGGGCCCGGCACUCACCGGGGACUGCAGUAACUCAACGAGCGUACGAGCAAGUAUAAUCCCUGGGACUGGUCCAAGACCGCCUGUUCAAUCUUCAUCUACGACAACGCGCCGCUUUACAACGACCUCGAUCAGCUCAACUACAUCGACGAUUCCUGAUCCAGAGCCUACCGAGGAUCCAAACACAGAGAGUUCGACAACUCCAGUGACCACAGCCGAUUCAUCUACACGCGCUCACGAGGAAACUACUACCACUGUGGAGCCUACUUCUAUGCCCACUGAAGGGCCAACCACAGUACCCACCACCCAUCACUCCAAUGAUCAUACAGACAUUCCAACCUACGCACCAACUCCAAGUGGAAGUGGCUCCCCAACUAUUUCAAUGAACUCCACCACCACCCUACCGACCGUGCCCCCAGCGUACACCGGUACUGCUAGUACUGGCAAGAGCAUUAGUUUCCUUGCUAUUUUUAUAGCAGUAGCAGUUUGUUUGUUGUAG
This is a messenger RNA of Orbilia oligospora ATCC 24927, 915 nucleotides long. RefSeq lists its product as uncharacterized. Lineage: Eukaryota; Fungi; Ascomycota; Orbiliomycetes; Orbiliales; Orbiliaceae. The transcript has 2 exons. Bases 1 to 915 code for a protein of 304 amino acids. The record is from RefSeq and is a predicted model, not a curated record.